AUGCCAUGUGUUCGGAGGAGCUGGCUUGCGAACCUUUCCGUUCUUGCCCAUCUCCUGAACUUUGGGACGCUCUGCCAUGGGCGACAGCCUCAGCCAAGCACGGUUCGCUUCGCGGACAGGAGGCAAGAACGCUUUAUCCAGACCCUGCCCGAGUACCAAGUGGUGGGUCCUGUCCGGGUGGAUGCGAGUGGGCGUUUCAUAUCCUAUGGCUUGCACCAUACCAUUCCCAGCAGCAGGAGGAAGAGAGAUUUGGAUGGCCCAGAUGACUGGGUAUACUACAGGAUUUCACAUGAGGAGAAGGACCUGUUCUUUAACUUGACAGCCCAUCAGGGAUUUCUUUCCAACGACUACAUUGUGGAGAGGCGAUACGGGAACCUCUCCCAUGUUAAGAUGGUGGCUUCCUCUGGGCCCCCCUGCCAUCUCAAGGGCACAGUUCUGCAUCAGGGUACCAGAAUUGGGACCGCAGCCCUCAGUGCCUGCCAGGGACUGACUGGAGUUUUCCAACUACCCCAUGGAGACUUUUUCAUUGAGCCUGUUAAACAGCAUCCACUGACUGAGGGGCAGUACCACCCACACAUCAUUUAUAAGAGGCAGAGGAGGAGAGCUCCAGAGACACAGGAGACAACUUGUGGAUUAAACGAUGGUUCUGGCACUUUCCAGAAGCAAGAACUGCAGAGGGAGAGGUGGGAGCGGAACCACCUGCCAAGCAGAAGCCUCUCUCGGCGUUCCAUCAGCAAAGAGAGAUGGGUAGAGACUCUGGUGGUGGCUGACACGAAGAUGGUUGAGUAUCACGGCAGUGAGAAUGUGGAAUCCUAUAUCCUCACCAUCAUGAACAUGGUUGCUGGAUUGUUCCACAACCCAAGCAUUGGCAAUGCAAUUCACAUUGUUGUGGUCCGGCUCAUUCUACUUGAAGAAGAAGAGCAAGGAUUGAAAAUAGUGCAUCAUGCAGAGAAGACUCUGUCCAGCUUCUGCAAGUGGCAAAAGAGCAUCAACCCCAAGAGUGACCUUAACCCUGCCCAUCACGAUGUGGCUGUCCUUCUCACCAGAAAAGACAUCUGUGCUGGUGUCAAUCGUCCAUGUGAGACCCUGGGUCUGUCGCAUCUGUCAGGAAUGUGCCAGCCUCACCAGAGCUGUAACAUCAAUGAAGAUUCUGGACUCCCACUGGCUUUCACGAUUGCCCAUGAGCUUGGACACAGCUUCGGCAUCCAGCAUGAUGGGAAAGAGAAUGACUGUGAGCCCGUGGGCAGGCACCCGUACAUCAUGUCCCGCCAGCUCCAGUACGAUCCCACCCCACUGACCUGGUCCAAGUGCAGCAAGGAAUACAUCACCCGCUUCUUAGAUCGAGGUUGGGGUUUCUGCCUUGAUGACAUCCCCAAAAAGAAAGGCUUGAAGUCCAAGGUCAUUGCUCCAGGAGUGAUCUAUGAUGUUCACCAUCAAUGCCAACUUCAAUAUGGUCCCAAUGCUACCUUCUGCCAGGAAGUAGAAAAUGUCUGCCAGACUCUUUGGUGCUCCGUGAAAGGCUUUUGUCGCUCUAAGCUGGAUGCUGCUGCAGAUGGAACAAGAUGUGGUGAGAAGAAGUGGUGUAUGGCGGGCAAGUGCAUCACAGUAGGAAAGAAACCAGAGAGCAUCCCUGGAGGCUGGGGCCGCUGGUCUCCCUGGUCUCACUGCUCCAGGACAUGUGGGGCUGGAGCCCAGAGUGCAGAGAGGCUCUGCAACACCCCUGAACCAAAGUUUGGCGGGAAGUACUGCACUGGAGAAAGAAAACGCUAUCGCCUAUGCAACGUCCACUCCUGCCGCUCGGAUACACCCACAUUUCGGCAGAUGCAGUGCAGUGAGUUUGACACCGUUCCCUACAAGAAUCAAUUCUACCGUUGGUUUCCUGUUUCUAAUCCAGCACAUCCUUGUGAGCUCUACUGCCGACCCAUAGAUGGCCAGUUUUCUGAGAAAAUGCUGGAUGCUGUCAUUGAUGGUACCCCUUGCUUUGAAGGAGGCAACAGCAGAAAUGUCUGUAUUAAUGGCAUAUGUAAGAUGGUCGGCUGUGACUAUGAGAUAGAGUCCAAUGCCACGGAGGAUCGCUGCGGCGUGUGUCUUGGAGAUGGCUCUGCCUGCCACACUGUCCGGAAGAUAUUUAAACAGAAAGAAGGAUCUGGUUAUGUUGACAUUGCACUCAUUCCAAAGGGAGCAAGGGACAUACGGAUAAUGGAAGUUAAGGGAGCUGGGAACUUCCUGGCCAUCAGGAGUGAAGACCCAGAAAAGUAUUACCUGAAUGGAGGAUUUAUUAUCCAGUGGAAUGGGAACUACAAACUGGCUGGGACUGUCUUCCAGUAUGACAGGAAAGGAGAACUGGAGAAACUGAUAGCCGCUGGUCCCACCAAUGAGUCAGUCUGGAUCCAGCUCCUAUUCCAGGUGACUAACCCUGGCAUCAAGUACGAGUACACAAUCCGGAAAGAUGGCUUUGACAAUGAUGUGGAGAAACUGGAGUACUUCUGGCAGUAUGGUCACUGGACAGAAUGCAGUACAACAUGUGGGACAGGUAUUCGCCGGCAGACCAUCCAUUGCAUAAAGAAGGGCCGCGGAGUGGUGAAAGCUACAUUCUGUGACCCAGAAACCCAGCCCAGUGGGAGGCAAAAGAAAUGUCAUGAAAAGGACUGUCCACCCAGGUGGUGGGCAGGGGAGUGGGAAGCCUGUUCAGCGACCUGCGGGCCCCACGGAGAGAAGAAGCGAAUGGUGCUGUGCAUCCAGACCAUGGGUUCUGAUGAGCAAGCUCUCCCAGCUCAAGACUGUCAGCACCUGCUGAAGCCCAAGGCCCUCCUUUCCUGUAACAGAGAUCUCCUGUGUCCCUCAGACUGGACCGUGGGCAAUUGGAGUGAGUGCUCCACCACGUGUGGACUGGGCGCCUAUUGGAGGAGUGUGGAGUGCAGCACCCACAUUGAUUCAGACUGUGUGGCCACUCAGAAGCCUGACCCUGCGAAGAAAUGCCACCUCCGUCCCUGUGCCGGCUGGAAAGUGGGAAACUGGAGCAAGUGCUCCAGAAACUGCAGCGGGGGCUUCAAGAUCCGGGAGAUUCAAUGUGUGGACAGCCGGGACCACCGGAGCCUGAGGCCAUUUCACUGUCAUUUCCUGGCUGGGAUUCCACCCCCACUGACCAUGAUCUGUAACACUGAGUCCUGUGAGGAGUGGCACGUAGAGCCCUGGAGCCAGUGUUCCAGGUCCUGUGGAGGUGGAGUUCAGGAGAGAAGGGUGUCCUGCCCGGGAGGUUUCUGUGACUGGACAGCAAGACCCCCACCCUCUGCACCUUGCAACGAGCACUCUUGCUGUCACUGGGCUACUGGGAGCUGGAACCUGUGCACCGCUUCCUGUGGAGGUGGCCUUCAGAAGAGGAUUGUCCACUGUGUCUCAUCAGAGGACAACAAAACUGAAGAUCAAGGCCACUGCCUGUGUAAUCAUGAACCCAAACCGCCAGAGUUCCAAAAAUGUAACCAGCAAGCCUGCAAGAAGAGUGCCGAUUUGCUUUGCACCAAGGACAAGCUGUCAGCCAGUUUCUGCCAGACACUAAAGUCCAUGAAGAAAUGUUCCAUGCCUACUGUGAGGGCUCAGUGCUGCCUCUCAUGUCCCCAAACUCACACCCAGAGGCCAAGAAAGCAACAACUGCUCAAAAGCCCCAAAUCACACUAA
Chrysochloris asiatica (Cape golden mole) is the source of this 3675-nucleotide messenger RNA. It is a transcript of the gene ADAMTS12, whose product is annotated as ADAM metallopeptidase with thrombospondin type 1 motif, 12. Gene Ontology annotation, cellular component: extracellular matrix. NCBI's taxonomy places the organism in Eukaryota, Metazoa, Chordata, Mammalia, Afrosoricida, Chrysochloridae. The transcript is spliced from 23 exons. Gene Ontology annotation, biological process: extracellular matrix organization; proteolysis. The record is from RefSeq and is a predicted model, not a curated record. The coding region runs from base 1 to 3675 and encodes 1224 amino acids. Gene Ontology annotation, molecular function: metalloendopeptidase activity.